CGUGGACACGACCACCAUACCCGGUCGCAGUCAUGAAGCCGCUGCAGUGCGCCGUCGUCAUCCUCGUGGGCGUUGUGUCCGCCUCGUACGGCCACCACCACCAUCGCCACAUGUGCCCGCCACCUUUCGGGAAGAUGAUGUUCGAGCCUGAAAAGUUCCAGGGCGACUGGCACGUCGUGUCCCACUUUGUGGACGUUCCGCACAAGCACGGGGAUGAGACGUGUCUGAAGCUGAAGUACGCGCCGUCCAAAGAGGGCAACGAGAGCCGCGUGCAGAUCACGAUGCACAUCCGCAAGAGUCCCGAUGAAGAACACAAGCUGCAGAUGCGGUGCGUGCAGGGUGGUCCUCCUGGGAAAGGCGGAUCGACAUCGCUGUGUGCCACCAACUACGAUGAUUCCGAGAAGUGGGGCCCCUUGGUGCAGCACCAGAUUCUGGCCACCGACUACGAGACGUACGCCAUAACACAGGCGUGCGGCGUGUUCUACAAGGAGGACGAGCAGAAGUUCGACAGGAUUUUCGUCGUGGACAUCCUUGCCCGGGAGCCUACUCUCGCAGCCGACAAGCUGAAACUGCUCAAAUCGGUCGCUAGCAGCGGCGAAGCUAACGUCGACUCCUUCACGGAUGUCAGCAAUGAGGGCUGUUAAUAGACACCUGCCAGCUACCGGUGUAGAAACUGUGAAUAAAAUCUGAUACCAUACAUGA
Schistocerca piceifrons (Central American locust) is the source of this 702-nucleotide messenger RNA. RefSeq lists its product as uncharacterized. The coding region runs from base 33 to 644 and encodes 203 amino acids. The record is from RefSeq and is a predicted model, not a curated record. The transcript has 3 exons. Lineage: Eukaryota; Metazoa; Arthropoda; Insecta; Orthoptera; Acrididae.